Messenger RNA from Tachysurus vachellii, 4886 nucleotides. It is a transcript of the gene fstl5, whose product is annotated as follistatin-like 5. Gene Ontology annotation, molecular function: protein binding; calcium ion binding. NCBI's taxonomy places the organism in Eukaryota, Metazoa, Chordata, Actinopteri, Siluriformes, Bagridae. Gene Ontology annotation, biological process: regulation of BMP signaling pathway; multicellular organism development; cell differentiation. The transcript is spliced from 16 exons. The coding region runs from base 248 to 2827 and encodes 859 amino acids. The record is from RefSeq and is a predicted model, not a curated record.
GCAGGAUAACAGUGUACACUUUAACCAAGGGAAAAUAUCUCUGCGAACGGAAUACGUCCAUCUGACUGCUAACUUCGCUUACGGAUUUGUGCAUGACAAGGACUUCGUGUUGAAAGAGGAAACAAGCGUUCACACACACACACACACACACACACACACACACACACACACACACACACACACACACACAUAUCCCGCAUCAGCUGCACACUCACUCGGGAAUUUUUUUUCCUCGAGAUUCCGUCCGAUGACCUGUAUUUGGACACACAGGAACGAGCCAAUGAGCGGCUCCGGAAGUUACUGGAUGGCCGUCCUGCUCUUCAGCAGCGUCAUCGCUGCAGAGGCUCGGCCCAGCACGGAUACGCUCGCUCCUCCGGACUAUCGACCGCUUGUUAGAUUCCGACACAAGCAGGAUGGGAUCCCGGAGAGUUUGCAGAUUAAGGGAUUGUAUGGGCCUAACAGCAUCCUAAAUGCCUGUAAGCAUAAGUACUGUGGUCUGGGGAAGCACUGUGUGGUGGACUACGCGAGUGGUGAGGGCGAGUGCCAGUGUCUGGAUCGCUGCAAGCCUCACUACAAACCUGUAUGCGGAUCUAAUGGAAAAUUCUACCAGAACCACUGUGAGCUGCACCGAGCUUCGUGUCUGGCUCAUGAAAGAAUCACCAUUGUACACAGCGAAGAAUGCUUCUACAAAGAUGAUAACUGUCGUCUCGUCGAUUACAAGAAACUGAACAGCAAGGUGUUGAACCUUCACGCUCUUCGCUUCCUACCAUCAGGAGCCCAGGACAGCUAUGUGAAGGACAUGGCAUCCAGGAAACAUGUAGUAGACAUGAUGUUCAAGCGCUUCGAUGCCGACGGAAAUGGACAAGUGGACAGCAGUGAGCUUUCACAGGUCAUCAAACAAGAAGGUUUGAGAAGCACAGAAUCGGAGUGCACGCUGUUCGACAUGCUCAAGUACAACGACAUGGAUGACGACGAGCACCUGAGGAAGGAUGAGUUCUAUUCUGCUUUUGACGUGUACGAGCUGAGGCUCGCCGAGGAGCAGAAGCUGAUCGUCACCACAAUCACUGUGGGUCAGAGCGUCGUGCUGACGUGUGCCAUCGCGGGCGAGAGGCGACCGCCAAUCAUCUGGAGGCGCAAUAACCACACGCUCAACACGCUACAGCUGGAGGAUAUCAGUGAUUUUGGUGAUGAUGGAAGUCUGUACAUCACCAAGGUGACCACCACUCACAUGGGGAACUACACCUGCCAUGCUGAGGGAUAUGAGCAGCUUUUCCAGACACACACCUUGCAAGUGAAUGUUCCUCCUGUUAUCCGGGUGUAUCCGGAGAGUCAGGCACGUGAACCCGGAGUCACAGCCAGUCUGAGGUGUCACGCCGAGGGGAUUCCAGAUCCACAGCUGUCCUGGCUGAAGAAUGGCAUGGACAUUUCUACUAAACUGUCCAAACAGCUCACACUACAAGCUAAUGGGAGCGAAGUGCACAUCAGUAACGUCCACUUCGAGGACACCGGCGCGUACACCUGCAUCGCCCGUAACGAAGCCGGUGUGGACGAAGACAUCUCGUCUCUGUUCGUAGAGGAUUCUGCACGCAAGUCAUUGGCAAACAUUCUGUGGAGAGAGGAAGGUCUGGGGAUUGGGAACAUGUUUUAUGUUUUCUAUGAAGAUGGCAUCAAAGUGAUCCAGCCAGUGGCCUGUGAGAUUCAGAGACACAUCAAACCCAGUGAGAAGCUCCUCAGCCUGCAGGAGGAAGUUUGCCCAAAAAUGAUGGGAGAAGAUGUCCAGAGGUGUGUUUGGGCUUCAGCAGUGAACGUGAAGGAUAAGUUUAUAUACGUCACCCAGCCAAUGCUGAACAGAGUGCUCAUCGUAGAUAUCCAAACCCAGAAGGCUGUUCAGACUGUGAGCACAGACCGAGUCCCGGUGAAGCUCCAUUACGAUAAAUCACAUGACCAAGUGUGGGUUUUAAGCUGGGGGGAUCUGGAGAAGAACUUUCCGACACUCCAGGUGAUCAAGCAGGCUAGUUGUGCUACGUCCCACCACACCAUCCACACGCCACCGGUGGGCCACCGAUUUGACCGUGUGGAAGACUUCUUCAUCCCUCCAUCAAGCCUUAUCAUUAAUCAUAUCAGGUUUGGAAUGGUCCUCCAUAAGAAGGAGCCAGCACUGCAUAAGAUAGACCUGGAAACCACAGCUUAUGUGAAGAACAUCAGCUUACAGGAGUAUGACUGCAUUCCACAGUCUCUAGCCUACACACACUUGGGGGGUUACUACUUUAUCAACUGCCAUCCAGACUCGACCGGUGCCGUGCGUCCUCAGCUUAUCGUCGAUAGUGUAACAGACAAUGUAAUUGGGCCUAAUGGUGAUGUUAGUGGUACCCCUUAUGUCUCACCCGAUGGCCACUACCUAGUGAGCGUGGACGACCAAAAUGGCAUGAUGCGCCUGCAGUCCAUCUCAGUGCGCGGUGAAAUCAAGCGACCCUUCGACAUCCACACUAACCUACACCUCUCAGAUCUGGCCUUUAUGCCCUCAUUCACAGAGAUCCACCAGUACAACGUGUUUGGGAGCUCGGGCCAGCAGACAGAUGCCCUGUACGUAGAGCUCAGCACCGGCAAUGUCAAAAUGAUCAAGAGUCUGAAGCUUCCCACACCACGGAGUCAGUGGCGCUGGAACCGCAAGAAUCGGGCCAUGACCUCGAGCGGCCUCUUCGGACAGUAUCUCAUGACCCCUUCCCAGAGUUCGCUGUUCAUUCUGGAUGGAUGGCUGGACAAGCUCAACUGCGAAAUCACUGAUGUGCCCAAGGGGAACACUGUGGUGUGGGUGGGGGAGGCCUAGGCCAUCAAAAGAGGCUUUUGUGACCAACAAAACCAACAAAAACAAUUGCACUGAAUUUGGUCUGUGUUUAAUUCAUUGAGAGAGAAUCUCAAGUAAUGUGAAAAAAAUACCAAAUUGACUGUUCUAAAACACUGUAUCGGAUAAGGGAACUUUAUUCAAAAGUAGAGCGGCAAGUAUAUGCUUGUUUUUGUACGCACUGGGUAUGUGAAAUAGCUCACUAUUACUUAUUCCUUAAUUAGAUCCAAUUAGAUCCAAUUAGCCCUAGCAUUAAAAGGAAUUUUUUGCAAGAGCAUUUCAUUUUCCGGCACAACGAUACCUAUAAAUAUAUUCAACCAAUCAAUUUAAACGAUAGCAAAAUCAUUAUAUUUCUUGCAAAAAUUUACAUUGAGGAAAAUAUACUGUAGGUUUAUUCUAAACACAUUCAAAUAAUUAUUUCUUCCUAACCUUUCUUGCCCUGUCCAUCAAACACAAUCACAUACAUGUUCGGUCCCACAAUAUUUCCCUGUGCCUUGUACUCAUGAAGAAAUUCAAAGUAAUUGCUCCCAUUCGGACAGCGGAUAUCAGCCUCCGUGAAUUUCUUGCAAAAAGCUAAAAAAAAGCCAAUAACACUAAAAUUCCAUUUUAAACCUUUAAACCCCUCAGACUUUAUAUCUAAUUAAAUCAGGCACCUGCGGUGAGACAUCAAACCUUAGACGUCUGUUAUAAAGUCGGCACGACGUAUUUAAAUCUCUAAAUUAAGAUUUCGGACAUCAUAGGGACUCGGUGAAGAAUGUUCAGUUUCAGCUUAAAAGCUACGUCACGGGCCAUUUUGGAUUUAAGAAGACACAUAAAAGAAAAUUUCUUAAUGCUGGUAAGGCUGUGAAUGAAUUAUUUAUACAACUGGCUCAUAAAAAAAAGAUAGAUGAUUAUUUCUUGGCAGAAUGUAGCUUGUUUGCCAGGUUUAGGAACAGGCAAAAAAAAAAAUAACAGUUUUUGGGCUUCAGAGUUGGUUUUCAAUAAAUUCUACAGUGUGUAAUUUGGUGUAGUGUGUUUGGUUAGACAAGCUUCGUACGUCAUGGGUACAUCGAAGUGGAGAUUUGACUGAUUGAACAAAUCCUUGAGACAAGCAGAUAAACCUCCUUAGUGUAGUGAACAGGAAGCACAAAGAGGUGUGUGCACGUGAUGUUGAAUUUUCUCCUCGAUGGCCAGAGUCUAUGCAUUUUCACUGACACUUAAACCAGGAGGCUGUGCUUGGCUUAAGCUUUCGUCACCUUGUUUAUUCGCAUUUAUUCUACGUGUGCUAGAAAAAUUUGACUUCUUUUUCACCCUGUGUAUUUAGGCUUAAAUGUUGUUGUUUUUUUUCUCUCAAUUCUGGUUUAAGAGCGUUUUCACACUUGGCCUGAGCAUGGGGCCAGUUUUGGGCUUGUUUGGACUUCACAUCAAAUUGCUUUCUGAAUUGAGGAUCUAUGACUCUGUUCCAUGCAUCAGGCAGGUUUGCAAAAUGCUAGACACGAGUUUCAUCUAUUUGCUGCUUUCUUUUUAGCAUCUAAACUUAAUCAGCAACAAACAGAAUUGUUUGGCUGCCUGGCAUGUUGUCACACAGGAAUACCUCCAAAUAAGGAGCCAUUUCCAUAACAACCAUAAAAACCCUUUCCGGGCCAUCACCAACCUUGAAACAGGAAGUAACACGGGUCGAGACCGAUUAACUACCACACUUCAUGUGGUCCACACCACAAAUUAUUAGAAACGGAGGCAACUAUUUUCAGCAGUUUUCCAUCUUGGAAACAGCGUUCACACUCCACCAAGUGUGAAAACAACCUAAAUGAAUAUCCUGCCACUCUGUUAACCUUAUUUUUUCUGACUGAACACCAACAGCAAAAUGAAUUUCUGUAGUUUUUGCAUUCUGUACAUAGCAGAAAGCUCUGUCUCGUAGUUUCCCUAAAAUCAUCCUUUUUUAAAACAUUGUUCUUUGUUCCACAAAGAGUCCAUUUCUGAUGUCCCCUCCAGAUGUUUCAGCUCCAUGUAGCCAUGUUUAUUGAUUUUGUGUGCUUGUUAUUUAUGUAGAUAAACCAUGCUUGAC